CGCCACUCGACACCCUUGAGCCCCUCCGCGUCCCGCGUCCGCCUCUGGUUUGGCUAAAAGGGCAGGAGUGUGUGUGCGGCCUGCGCCGGACGAGCCCGCUUCCCUGGAGCGCCAGCCAUUGUGCUGCUCGGAGCAGCCUUUCUUUACCCCGGCGGACGGGGGAGGGUGGAGAAUGGGGCUCUGAGCCCGAGGUGAAUGGAGAGGCAGAGGAGGGGAAGAGGGAACAGAACCACGAAGCGGUUGCCCAUCCGUAUGCAAUGAAAUACUCGGUGCGGUUGGCACACACGUACACCGGCUGCGUCAGCCGAGGAGGAGUGAAAACCUGAAGAUACACGAAUCCUGAAAGUGGCUGUUGUGCUGUUGCUGUGCAAGAAUGGAGGCCCCCCUGGUGAGUCUGGAUGAAGAGUUUGAAGACCUGCGGCCCUGCUGCUCGGAGGACCAGGAGGAGAAGCCACCCUGUCUCUAUGGCUCAUCUCCCCACCACUUAGAGGACCCCUCCCUCUCAGAGCUUGAGAAUUUUUCUUCUGAAAUAAUCAGCUUCAAGUCCAUGGAGGACCUCGUGAAUGAAUUCGAUGAGAAGCUCAAUGUCUGCUUUCGGAAUUACAACGCCAAGACGGAGAACCUCGCUCCGGUGAAGAACCAGUUACAGAUCCAGGAGGAGGAGGAGACCCUGCAAGAUGAGGAGGUUUGGGAUGCUCUGACAGACAAUUACAUCCCUUCACUCUCAGAAGACUGGAGGGACCAAAACAUGGAGGUUCUGAAUGGCAACAGCUCUGACACCCAGAUCCAUGAAAAAGAAGAGGAAGAGUUCAAUGAGAAGAGUGAAAAUGAUUCUGGUAUCAACGAGGAGCCUCUACUCACAGCAGAGCAGGUAAUUGAGGAAAUUGAGGAAAUGAUGCAGAACUCUCCAGACCCUGAGGAAGAAGAGGAGGUUCUGGAAGAAGAGGAUGGUGGAGAGACCUCCUCCCAGGCAGACUCAGUCCUCCUGCAGGAGAUGCAGGCCUUGACACAGACCUUCAACAACAACUGGUCCUACGAAGGGCUGAGGCACAUGUCUGGGUUGGAGCUGACCGAGCUGCUGGACCAGGUGGAGGGGGCCAUCCGUGACUUCUCAGAGGAGCUGGUGCAGCAGCUGGCCCGCCGGGACGAGCUGGAGUUUGAGAAGGAAGUGAAGAAUUCCUUCAUCACGGUGCUCAUUGAAGUUCAGAACAAGCAGAAGGAACAGCGAGAACUGAUGAAAAAGAGGCGGAAAGAGAAAGGCCUGAGCCUGCAGAGCAGCCGAAUAGAGAAGGGAAACCAGAUGCCUCUCAAGCGCUUCAGCAUGGAAGGCAUCUCCAACAUCCUGCAAAGCAGCAUCCGCCAGACCUUCGGCUCCUCAGGAACCGACAAGCAGUAUCUGAACACAGUCAUUCCUUACGAGAAGAAGGCCUCUCCUCCCUCCGUGGAAGACCUGCAGAUGCUGACAAACAUUCUCUUUGCCAUGAAGGAGGAUAAUGAGAAGGUGCCUACUUUGCUAACGGACUACAUUUUAAAAGGUUUUGCUCUAUGUGCACAGUAAACUUUGCACAGUUUCAGAAGGUCUGUGGAAUCUACAUCCUCUGCCCCACCUAACCUUGCCCCUUGGAGCAGCCUCACCGCAGGAGGUGACUGAGCAAGAGUCAUUCAUCUCGGGGACUGCAUGACACCACGUAACCUCCGACGUGUAUUUAAACGUGUAUAGCUUAACCUGGAUUAAACAUGAGCAAACGUGCGCUAGUAAUCAUUGGAUGCAUGAUCGGGGGCAGGGCCCGUGGCGGCGCCUCCUCCCUGCCUGUGUGGGGGAAGGGAAGGCAGACGCUCUCACUGCUCAUUACAUAGUCUGGCUCUGGCCCUCAAAAACAGCUACACUCUGAGACUAAUUUUGAAAUAAAACUUUCAUUUAAUUAA
Molecule: messenger RNA, 1926 nt
Organism: Nycticebus coucang (slow loris)
Lineage: Eukaryota; Metazoa; Chordata; Mammalia; Primates; Lorisidae
Gene: FEZ1
Product: fasciculation and elongation protein zeta 1
Exons: 11
Coding region: 374-1558 (394 amino acids)
Cellular component (GO): cytoplasm; axon
Source: RefSeq, a predicted model, not a curated record